This is a messenger RNA of Musca vetustissima, 1907 nucleotides long. RefSeq names its product mucin-2. Lineage: Eukaryota; Metazoa; Arthropoda; Insecta; Diptera; Muscidae. The transcript has 6 exons. The record is from RefSeq and is a predicted model, not a curated record. Gene Ontology annotation, cellular component: sarcolemma; dystrophin-associated glycoprotein complex. Bases 1 to 1887 code for a protein of 628 amino acids.
AUGGAUACAACAACCUAUGAUGACAGACCGAUCAGCAUGUAUGACAAUCUGAAUAUGACCAAUAAUGUUAAUACAACGAGCACACCUAAAACAAAACUAAACGAACCAGUGACAAUGUCGUCGUCGUUGUCGGCAACGUCAUCACCACCACCGUCCAAAACAAAUGGAGCAGCAGCACAUUCGUCACCCUUUACCGAUAUAACAUUUAAGUUUAAUGACAACAAUAAUACGAAUACGAGCAGCACCCCACCAGCAUUGCUGAAUGGAAAUCAUCGGAACUUGAAUGAAAUAUCACCACCACCCAAUACAGUGAACGCUUUAUACUCUACCCCAUAUAAAAUGGCCAAUACGCCAAUAACCAAACCAGCCAUAAUAACGACAACAACAACUGCAUCUCCACCUCGAUAUUCGCCUUUAGCAGCAGCAAAAACAACAGCAUCAGAAGCCAGUAUAGGAAAUACAUUCACGUCAUCAUUAUCACCAACGACGACUGCAGCAACAAAAACACCAACAACAACAUCGUCAUCAUCAGCUCCACCACUGCCCGUCCAACCGCUUGCACCACCAAUUGCCGCUCUAGCCGAAGCGACAACAGCAAAUAAUUCAACAAUCAAUGCCAGACUCAAUGAACGACCGCUUAGUCAACAUUCGCAAUUCGAGCUAAACGAAACAAUUCACAGUAUUGCUGCAGUGAAAGCUGCACUUAACGAAGCCAAAUCGAAAUUUUUUGGCAUAAACGGUUAUGCACCGGCACAGCAUCAAUUUGCCAACGAUGUCAAUGAAUCUCCGAAACAAAAUCUAUUGUCAAACGUUACACCGCAACCUAUAGUACAACAACAUGCAUUAUUUCGUACACCCAGUGGAGCUGGAGCUCCUCCAGAAUUGCCGCCAAAACCGAUCGAAUAUCAGAAUUUAAAUAAAACUCCCACGCUGCCAGCCAACAAAAACGCCACCGCCAAUAAUAACAGUAGUCCACCAGUAGAUCAACUUAGCCGCAAAAUGCCAGAUGGUACAAUUUACAAUCAGAUAUCGUUGAACGAUAUCGAUGGUGCAUCACAUCGAUCACAGACUGUCUAUAUGGCCACAACCGUACCACAAAAUAUUAAAGGUAAUAAAAUCGCUGGACGACAUACACCAACUCGAAGUAGUUUACGACACAGUCGUAUGCUGGUCGUAAGUAAUAAACACUAUGAGGAAAUAAAACAUCCCAAUCCAAUGGGUUUUCAUCAGCCAAAUCUUGCCCGCUGGCUAUUAAUAUUACAAAUAAUCAUUGGUAUCCUAUUAAUAAGUUUAUCGAUAUGGAUAUUUGUGCUAUCACCCAAUACACCCACACAAAAUAAUCCAUAUUGGUGUGGUUUAGUGCUACUUAUUACCGGUAUUAUUGGCUUAAUAUUAAUACGCUAUCAUCGGAUAAAACGUGAUAAGACACGAGAACAUUGUUUCAUAUUUUUACGUAUGGAUUCAUAUGUUCUUGCUCUGUUAUCUUUACUGCUAUGUUGUGUGGCUUUGAUCUUUGCUGCCAUCCAUUAUAGUCGCAUCACAGCCUCGGAUACAAAAUGUGAAAGUGUUCACAUGCUAAUCGAACAUGGUUCAUGUGUGUGUACUUUUAAUGCCCCACCCAUGGCCACUAAUGCAACAGAAUCAUUAUCUGGUGAAGAUGAAACAACAAAUGCCACAGAAGAUGACAUUUUAGAUAAUAGUUAUAAAUUUGAAUAUCGUGACUUGAGUUGUGAUGAAGUCACCGGACCAUGGACAACAAUAUUGGGCCUUUCGUUUAUUAUUAACUCUGUGGGAUUUGUAAUAUCAUUUGCCUAUAUGAUUUUAUUGGCAUGCUGCCGCAGUGCCUCGAAACGUUCAUAUACAACCGUCCGUACAAGUACCUUUUAAGUUAUCUCUAAAGACAAUUA